This is a messenger RNA of Sciurus carolinensis (gray squirrel), 1535 nucleotides long. It is a transcript of the gene Fam216b, whose product is annotated as family with sequence similarity 216 member B. The record is from RefSeq and is a predicted model, not a curated record. Bases 165 to 569 code for a protein of 134 amino acids. The transcript has 4 exons. Lineage: Eukaryota; Metazoa; Chordata; Mammalia; Rodentia; Sciuridae.
AGACUGAAUUUCCACCAUCACUUUAUGAAUAGGGAAACUUGCAAGAAAAUUUGAGCUUCUAAAAAGCGGGAAGAACUACAACACAAGGUACAUCCCCAAAAUUGGUUGCACCAAGUGAAAUUUUAUGCUGUGCUUUGUUUUUCCUUGGAGCAACAGAACAAGAAAUGAGAGAAAAAAGGAAAAGAUCACAAAAAUCUCGGGAUGUUGCACAAAUUCCUUGCAUUCGAGUCCCUCCCUCUGCUUCUGAUUCUUCAUUACUGAAGGACCUGACCCGAGGGCAACAGCGCUACUUUUACAGCAUCCAGAGAAUUUAUGACUCCAGGCCCCAGUGGGAGGCCCUGCAGACCCGCUACAUCCGUAGCCUUUGGCACCAGCAGCGGCUGGGCUAUAUCACUCAGCGGGAAGCCUUGUCUUAUGCUGCAGUACUUAGAGAUUCCACCAAGAGAGCCUCAGUCAAGGAAGCUCCUCAAAGGACCAUUCCCAGGAAGUCUACAGCCAUGACCAGAAAAGUUCUGUCAGCAAGACCCCAGUUGGUGGUUCUACCUAGGAUCCAAAGCACAGGGCGCUGAACCCUCAGGAACUGGGGUCUGCACAGUCUCUACCCAGGCACUUUGCCUAUGUGUCUCUGGCAUCUGGUGGGUGUUGGGUGCAUGGUUGUUGAAUGACAAUGAAUAAAGGAAUAACUUCUAAUACAAACCUCAGACUUAGAAAUAGUCUCAUUCACAGAAAUUUUACCAGCAAGAGCAAGUUGAAAGGUUUUAAAAGCAAUAGAACUCAGACUUAGAAAUAGUCUCAUUCACAGAAAUUUUACCAGCAAGAGCAAGUUGAAAGGUUUUAAAAGCAAUAGAACUGAGAGCGAGCUUUUCCAUGUUCAGUCUGUAGAAUAAGGUGACUUUCAAAGUUUUCAAAAGAGAAACUUCCUUGGAAUUUGGACCUCCCAGAGAAAUCCCCCAAAUAGUGAAAGACCAGAAGGUGCCAGGCCUCCUGUCCCUGGGUGACCAUUCCCUAUAAGCCACGUACUACUAUACUGAAAAACAGAAACCAGCACAGAGUAAGCAGGAUCAGGUGGGGCUUCCCCAGCAACAACUGGUGUGUCCUUCUCCUUCCUCUCUUCUUCCCUAUCAAACAAUAACAUUUAAAUUGGUCCCAAAGUUUCUGGUUCUUGCCCCCACUCAAUCACUUUAUGCCAUCUUGAAACUUGCACUUAUCAGCCUGCCACUGCUAGGCUGACUCUAAACAACUGUGAUUGUCCUUGACACAGGGAAGAGAAUCCACGCAUGCACCUUCCCCUGGCAGCCAAACAAACAGUCUAAGCAAAACAGAAAGCAACCUCAAACAACUAAUCCAAGUCCAACCUCCCAUGGUCUCAGAGGGUGUAAGCAAAGCACACAAGAUCAUGUGAAUGAGCAAAAAAUGAGAUAAUAGUGAGUCAGAUGAUUGCACAACUGAUAUUGUAUUAUAUUAAUUAUAUUUAAUAGCUACACCAACAAUUUUGUGUGUUAAAAAUUAGUCAUCAGUACUUGCAAAUAAAAAAU